This is a messenger RNA of Acanthosepion pharaonis, 1134 nucleotides long. Lineage: Eukaryota; Metazoa; Mollusca; Cephalopoda; Sepiida; Sepiidae. The record is from the annotation of a GenBank genome assembly.
AUGUCUCAAUAUACGCGUUCAUUCUGCGCGCGCAUGCGUGGUAUGUAUACUUGUCUGAGCGAGCAAAAGGUGAAUGUGAGUGCAAAAGCAUGUGAAGUGUCGCAAGGUCAUCGUGCCCAAUUUUUAAAACAUUUGAUUAAUGCCUCUCACCAUCAAUCUGUCUCAUUCCUUCUUUCUUCCUCCCCUCUUCCUAUCCCCUUUCUCUAUAUUUUAUCUCUCUUCGCAUUCUUUCCUUCAUUUUCUCUUUCUCUCUCUUUCUUUCUCCCGCUCUCACUCUCUUAUGGUCUUUUAUUUUCCCGCUUUCUUUCCUCCCUCACUCCUUUCUCGUUCUAUCUCUCUUUCUUCUUUUUCCUCUCUCUGUUCUUCCCUUUUUUUGUUUCUCACAAGUUUUACCUCUCUCGCUCGCUCUCUCUCUUUCCCCUUUUUACUGUUUCUUCACAUUUUUGUUAUUAUCAUUCUCUCGUCUCUCUUUUUUAUUCCGUUCUGUCUACACCGCACACUUUCUCUUUUUCAUGUCUUUCUCUCUCAGUCCUUUUCUAUUUAUUCUCCAUUUCUAUACUUUCUUUCCAUAUAUUCUGUCACUCUUUCUCUCUGCUCUUCUACUCCUCCAUCUGUCAUUCUUUAUCCGUUUCUUUACCUCUACUUCUAACCGUCCCUGUCUAUUUUUCUUUCUUUCUCUUCAUUAUCUCCCUUCCUUCUCUUCUUUCACGCCCAGUCUUUCCCUCCUUCUCAGAUUCUCUAUUCCUUCUUUCUCGUUCCCUUUCUGUCUAUCUGAUACUCUCCAUACUUCUCUUUCACUACUUCUCUUCCGCUUUCUCUAUAUGUCACUCUUUCUUUCCCUCUCUCACUCUCUACUUCUUCCCUUUUUUUUCACUUUAUAUAUCAGUCUUCUAUCCCUCUCUAUCCAUUUUUGUCUGUCCCAUUCUUUCCCUGCCUUCUAUUCCUCUAUAUACAUAUUUUCUCUCUUUCACGUUCUUCUCACUUUCCUCUCAUAUUCUUUUACUUUCUUACUCUCUCGUCUUGUUUCUUCUACGUCCUCUUCUUUCUCAAAUUAUCUUCACUACCCUCACCCCAUCUAUCUUUAUCCUUUUAAUUUUCACUUUACGUUCCAACCUUUUCAAAGCUCUAACCUAG